Eriocheir sinensis (Chinese mitten crab) is the source of this 3491-nucleotide messenger RNA. Its product is annotated as serine-rich adhesin for platelets-like. Gene Ontology annotation, molecular function: metalloendopeptidase activity. The coding region runs from base 165 to 3293 and encodes 1042 amino acids. The record is from RefSeq and is a predicted model, not a curated record. Gene Ontology annotation, cellular component: plasma membrane. Gene Ontology annotation, biological process: protein processing. Lineage: Eukaryota; Metazoa; Arthropoda; Malacostraca; Decapoda; Varunidae. The transcript has 19 exons.
GGGUAAAAGGGGUCUGUUAGUAGCCCUGGCCAGCCCGUCAGUCAGUCUUCCAGAGAGAGAGAGUGACACGAGUCCAUCGUCAACCAGUCCGUCAGUCAGCCAGUCAGCCAGUCAGCCAGUCGUCAGUUCCCCACCCUCCAGCCGGUCACAAAUCCGUGGUCAGCAUGGCGAGGGCAACCAAGCGUACGAGUGUGCUGCUUGGGGCACUGGCGGCGGUGUUCGUCAUCAUCAUCGUCAUCCUCUGCAUCGUGCCCAAGGCUGGAUCGCCCGGACAUGAAAGCUUGGCGGAGCAAGCAAAAUCGGGUGAAAGGACGGACGUAUUGACAGACACCUCCACGACCUCUACGACGACGACCACGACGACAACAACGACUACUACUACUCCUGCACCACCACCACCACCACCACCAACAACAACAACAACAGAAUCAGUAACAACCACUGCUACUACACCUACUACUACUCCUGCUACCACUGAAAAGACUACUACUACUACUGCUACUACUCGUACUCCUCUUCCUCCUUCUACUACUGCUACUACUGCUACUACUACUGACGACUCCUUGUUCCCUAUCACCACCACCGAAUCAUCACCACCAACCACCACCACCAACGACACUGAUUACUAUGAUGACUAUGACAAUGACAUCACUGUGCAUGACUCUACCACCGUCACUACUCUGUCCACCACUGAUGAUUCUACUAAUGACACUCUGUCCACCACUGAUGACUAUACUUCCGUCACUACUCUGUCCACCACUGAGGACUCUACCACCGUCACUACUCUACCCACCACUGAUGACUAUACCACCGUCACUACUCUGUCCACCACUGAUGACUCUACUAACGACACUACUCUGUUCACCACUGAUGACUCAACUAACGACACUACUCUGUUCACCACUGAUGACUAUACCACCGUCACUAUGUCCACCACUGAUGCCUAUGACGGGACCGCCACGAACAUCACCGAGACAACCGUAAUCUCAACCACCACUGAACAACCCACUACUAUCACUACUUCUACUACUACUACUACUACUACUGCUACUACUCUUAGUACCACUACCCUUCCUGCCGCCACUGCUACAAGCCCGGAGGAGGAGAAAAAGCACUGUGAGACGCCCGCUUGCAAGACCCUGGCCUCCAACAUGCUCGCCACGAUGGACCAUACAGGGAAUGUCGACAUAUGUGAGGACUUCUACCAGUACGCCUGUGGUGGCCUGAUGCAGAACCCAUUCCUGCACGCCCGGGACCCAGAAGUCAUCGCCCGGAAUCUGAUCAAAGAGGAGCUGGACACAACAGACCCAGAUGAGGGUUCCGCCCUGGGCAAAAUGAGGAUCUUCUACGACAGCUGCCUCGGUGCGGUGGACCAGGACGCGACCCAGGGCUGGCAGGCGGCUAUGCAGGAGGUCUUUGGGCGGGACUGUUUUGACUGGAGCUCACCGUCUGCCAUGGCGCCCCUGAACCUCACCCUCGUCUUGGCCAAACUGAUGCUGCACGACUUCACUCCAUUCUUCGACGUGGACGUGGACGUCGACCAUGAAGACAACAGGAAAUUCUUCGUGACGCUGAGCCCCGCCCUCCCCGGCUCCCCCUUCAGCGAUGACCUGGCGCGCCGGGCGUGUCUCGAGGCCCACCACAGAAGGCUGGACGACCUGGCGGGCGGGGAUUCUGUUGACCUUAACGAUGAAUACUCCAUCAACUUCACCGAGUGUGUGCGGCGCGGCGAAGGACUGGAGGCGAGGAUGGAGAGGAUGGAGGAAGCCGUAAGGACCUUCGGACUCCUGGACCACCUUGGGGAUUCUGCAACGGCCGACAAAGUCCUGCAGGACACCAAGAGAAUGACUGAGAUAUUCCUUAAGGACUUGUCAGAAGCGAUUCCCGAGGUGGCGACGGUCAAACAGAGUCUGCUCAACAAGGACGACAAUUUAAAGAAGAUUGAUGCCCUAGAUAAUAAGGUCAUCAACUGGAAGGCCUUGGUGGGUCAGCUGAUCACCGUCACUGACAUCUCCCUCGUGAAGGUGUCGGAAUACUUGGAGGAUGAGGUGGCUGCCAUACUCGGCGUGCUGCAGCUACACAACAACGACACCAGCACAGCGCUGCGCAGCGUGCUGAUGAUGCUGUGGAGCGAGCGGCUCUACACGGACUUUGUGAAGCCUCUCGGCAGCGGCGUGGGGGAGCCGGACUACUGUCUGCAGGCGUCCGUCACCCUCAUGCAGGACGCUGCCUCAAAGCUCUACAUGAACACCCUGUCCGACGAGGAGAUGGACGCUCGCCAGAUACAGAUUGCCAACAUUACGGCAUCCAUCAGGCGAGCCGGGUUGCGGGAGCUGCAGAGGGACGGAAGGGGGAAGGUGGAGGUGCAGAAGAAGCUUGAGGAUAUGCUGGAGAAUGUGAUAACGACGAGUGUGAGGGACGUGGAGGAGAGCGCCAGGCAGCUGAGCAUCACCAGGACCAACAGCUUCUUCGACAACUGCAUUCGGCUUCUCGUCAAUAAGCGCAGACUCCGAUACGGCAUGUACAGCUCUUAUCCGGAGAACGUGCCGUGGACGUUCAUGCGGCCGUACGAUGCGUUUGGAGUCCACGUCUACGCCUUGAACAGGAUCAUGGUGCCCUUCGCUGCCCAGGACGACUCCCGCACCUUUGACGCCAUCCCAGACUACCUGAGCUACGCCGGCAUUGGCCACAUGAUCAGCCACUUGGCCAUGCACGGAUACGACACUUCAGGGCUGCACUACCAGGCUAACGGGACCAAGGAUGUGCUGGACGACCAACCCUACUUCACGGGCCAGCAGAAUGGCCUUCGGGAGCAGUACAUGGCGAACACCAGCUUCGACAUUGCGGGUUCGGGUGGCGUCAAGGCAAUCGUUAAGAUGGGCGCCCUGGCCCUGAACGAGCUGCUGGCGGACUCGGGGGCAGCCAGAUUAGCAUGGGAGGCCUACACCAUGAGGAACGACUUGUCCCAGUCGGCUCGCCGCCGCCGCCGCAGCCUUCAGGACUUGCCCCGCCGCACCAGACGUGUGGCGCCCGGCCCUCAGAGUCUGCCCUCCAUUGAGUCUGAGGAGAAGGCGCUGCCCUGGCUCGGCCUCUCCCCCAUACAGCUCUACUUCCUCCACUGGUCGCAGCGCUACUGUUCUGCCAGCGGGGGGAUGGGCCUGCUGGAGCUGAUGGAGAGUGAACAGCCGCCGGCCAGGAUGAGGGUCAACUUGGUGCUGCAGAACGAGCCACUCUUCAGCCAGGCCUUCAACUGUACCCCCAAGAGUGAGCAGAAGCCCUUCGUCCUCGGCUAAAGGGCUUUCCUGCACCACAGCCACGGCACAGGAGGGUGUGGCCGCAGGUCACCAGAAGAGCCGUGGGAAAUUGUAACUGGUGCUGAUAUGAUAGUUUUUUUGUGCUCUGGGUGUGGUCAAGGUCAUGAAGAAGUGCCUUGACCUCACACACACACACACACACACACACACACACACACACACACACACACACACACA